Poecilia reticulata (guppy) is the source of this 1352-nucleotide messenger RNA. RefSeq names its product winged helix repair factor 1. Gene Ontology annotation, biological process: positive regulation of Ras protein signal transduction. NCBI's taxonomy places the organism in Eukaryota, Metazoa, Chordata, Actinopteri, Cyprinodontiformes, Poeciliidae. The record is from RefSeq and is a predicted model, not a curated record.
AAAAGAGGAAGCUUUACAUUUUGUGAAAUGAGAACAUUUAUGACGAACUAAUAGGUUAUUUAAUKUAAUAAAUUGCAAGAAACGGCGUUCAAUCUACACAGUAAUUAAAAGGUAACUGUUUUAGUUACCUAUGCAAAACGUUUGACUUAAACUAGCGCCGCUAAGGUUGUUAGCUUGGCUAACUAUAAACUUUGAAAAGAACAAGACAUCGCUUCGAAAAAGGUUUUAUGUAUGAGACACGCUGRUUCUUAUAAGAACAUCKCGUAGGUCGUACUUCGGAUAAGAAGAUACCUAGACUUUUAAUGAAAAUGCUAUCCAGUCAUCUUGAUGAAUGGAUCAUAUCUGCAUUAUUUUUGUUCCAGGUAUGAAUAGAAAACGGGCUCUGGUUUCCGACGCUUUCAAACCGAAGAAAAGAAGAAAUGGCCCAGAAAAGUUUGGGGCUAGUGACGAAGGUGGUGAACCAGCUGACAUGAAAUCCACCUUGGAGAACCUCAUGACUCUAUUUCCCAGGAAGCUGUUUAACGACACAGUGCCUCCUAUUGUACUGAAGCAUCAGUUGUACAGUGUACACAGUGACAAGACCCUGGUGGAUAAGGAAGUGAAUAAACUCCAGGAGAGCGGGGAGCUGCUGAUGUUCCAGCUCGGGUUUGACUCUGAGGCAUUCGGGCUGGUGUUUGCAUCAGACUACAAGACCAAAGUACUGGCCGGCGAAGAGGGGAAAGCAACRCAAGCAACCGUUGAAAAGUUCCUGGAGAAAGUGGUGUCCUCCUGCACCGAUCUGAGCUUCAGCAAAGACAAGAUGCUGAGAGAGUUUCUCUUCACAGACUCUGAGAUAACGCAGCUGGUGAAGUCAGGGGUUCUGACUGUGAGGGAUGCUGGCAGCUGGUGGCUUUCCAUUCCCAAUUCUGGCAAAUUCACAAAGUAUUUUAUUCAAGGACGUAAAGCAGUGCUUGGCAUGGUGAAGAAGUCCAAAUACAACGAAGUGUUGCGAGUCAAUCUAGAGGAGCGGCGAACAACCUCACACGUGAAAUUUCCUAUGAAAUAUCACGUCCAUGACAUUGUUGGGGCAGAAUUGGUAGAAAGCAUACCUACGACUUCGGGGACUUUGUUACGAUUUGCAGAUUCCUGAGCUGCUACUGAGCAGCUGGAGAGUUUCUGAACAGGAGAUACGUGAAAAACACCCAAAGGCUGAAACCUUUGGGAUGCCACUAAGUAAAUAAACUUUUUUCACUUUAAGAUGUAAAGUUUUGGCCACGUGUAUCGUCAACCCAGUGUUGGYUAAUGAAUUGUACAUUUUAUUGACAUGAGAUUGUUAAAUGUUGGAUUAUCUUGUAAUAAAAAAGUUACUGUAG